CCCGCCCUGUCCUGUCCUCAGGGCCUGGGCAGCGGGCGCCGGAAGACGAGCUGCCGGGAGCAGAGCGGACGCGGCGGGAGGUGGCAGCUCAGCAGUGCCUGUUUCGAGAUGGGGUCCCAGGUCUCAGUGGAUACAGGAGCUUUGCACGUGGUGAUUGUUGGUGGGGGCUUUGGUGGGAUUGCGGCUGCCAGCCAGCUGCAGACACUGAACAUCCCCUUCAUGCUGGUGGACAUGAAGGACUCCUUCCAUCACAACGUGGCCGCCCUCCGGGCCUCUGUCGAGAGUGGGUUUGCCAAAAAGACAUUCAUUUCCUACUCAGUGACCUUCAAGGACAACUUCCGACAGGGCAAGGUGGUUGACAUAGACCUGAAAAACCAGACAGUGUUACUGCAGGGUGGUGAGGCCUUGCCCUUCUCACAUCUUAUCCUGGCCACAGGCAGCACUGGGCCCUUCCCUGGCAAGUUUAAUGAGGUUUCCUGCCAGCAGGCUGCCAUCCAGGUCUACGAGGACAUGGUGAAGCAGAUCCAGCGCUCACAGUUCAUUGUGGUGGUGGGAGGUGGAUCUGCGGGAGUGGAGAUGGCAGCAGAGAUUAAAACUGAAUACCCAGAGAAGGAGGUCACGCUCAUUCACUCCAGAGUACCCCUGGCCGACAAGGAACUGCUGCCCUGUGUGCGGCAGGAAGUGAAAGAGAUCCUCCUUCGUAAGGGCGUGCAGCUGCUGCUGAGUGAGCGAGUGUGCAACCUGGAGGACCUGCCUUUCAAUGAGUACCGGGAGUACAUCAAGGUGCAGACAGACAAGGGCACCGAGGUAGCCACCAACAUGGUCAUCCUUUGUAGUGGUAUCAAGAUCAACAGCGCUGCCUACCACACUGCAUUUGCAGAGAGCAGACUGGCCAGCAACAAUGCUCUGAAGGUGAACGAGUUCCUCCAGGUGGAGGGUUACAACAACAUUUAUGCCAUUGGUGACUGUGCUGACAUCAAGGAGCCCAAGAUGGCCUAUCACGCCGGCCUGCAUGCCAAUGUUGUUGUGGCCAACAUUGUCAACUCUAUGAAGCAGAGGCCUCUUAAAGCCUACAAGCCAGGUGCACUGACAUUCCUCCUGUCCAUGGGCAGAAACGAUGGUGUGGGCCAGAUCAGUGGCUUCUACGUGGGCCGGCUCAUGGUUCGGCUGGCCAAGAGCAGGGACCUGUUCAUCUCCACAAGCUGGAAAACCAUGCGGCAGUCUCCUCCAUGACAGGGAGGCUGCAUGGGAGAUGAGGUACUGCUCGGAUGACAGACUGCUCGACAAAGGGCACCCUCCUGACAGGUGCUGGGGCAGAAGCUCUGUCUGGAGCAAGGUGCCAAUGAUGUACUGUCUGGAAAUAUAACUUAUGUAAAACCAAAAAUGAGAGGCAGAGAGGAAAGGAAACAUUAAAAAAGACAAAGAGACUCUAGAUUCUUACUGAA
Nannospalax galili (Upper Galilee mountains blind mole rat) is the source of this 1445-nucleotide messenger RNA. It is a transcript of the gene Aifm2, whose product is annotated as apoptosis inducing factor mitochondria associated 2. NCBI's taxonomy places the organism in Eukaryota, Metazoa, Chordata, Mammalia, Rodentia, Spalacidae. The coding region runs from base 109 to 1233 and encodes 374 amino acids. Gene Ontology annotation, biological process: positive regulation of apoptotic process; apoptotic mitochondrial changes. Gene Ontology annotation, molecular function: electron-transferring-flavoprotein dehydrogenase activity; flavin adenine dinucleotide binding. The transcript is spliced from 9 exons. Gene Ontology annotation, cellular component: cytoplasm; mitochondrion. The record is from RefSeq and is a predicted model, not a curated record.